This is a messenger RNA of Tricharina praecox, 1321 nucleotides long. RefSeq lists its product as uncharacterized. The record is from RefSeq and is a predicted model, not a curated record. The transcript is spliced from 2 exons. NCBI's taxonomy places the organism in Eukaryota, Fungi, Ascomycota, Pezizomycetes, Pezizales, Pyronemataceae. The coding region runs from base 130 to 843 and encodes 237 amino acids.
CAUGGCAACUGCUACAGGAUUCACUCAACCCUCAAUUACCCACUGCGCUGGUUGUACUGGUGCGGACACCACUCCGCCAAUUCAUCACCUCACUCCGCCAAUCCAUCGCCUCACUCAGUAUCGGCACAAAUGUACCCGCUACUCACAGAUCAGCACUCAAUGGCGUCGCGGGCCUCUGGCAACCAUGACAGAGUCGAACCACCAGAAUACAUCUCCAAGCAUCUAUCGCGAUCCUCCCACUCCCGCUCCCGCUCCUGCUCGCGGCGGUGGAGCACACUCACCGCCGCCCGCUCGCCCGGCUCGGCCUUUUCCCACGCGUCUACCAUAGCCACAGCCACAUGCUCCGGCCAUUCCCGGACGCGGUCGAGUCCACCCUCCACCCAUCGACGACAAACCGCACCCGCCAACUUCGCGAGUCCGCCCCCCGAGUCCCGUCCUUCCCUGAGUCCGUCUCGCAGCAAGUCCGCCCCCGGUCCCGAUCCCGCACCAGCUGCACCAAGCCCGAGCCCUCCCCCAAGCCCUCCCGCGUCCUCCAGUCUCGCUCGCACAAUCGGUACCGUCCGCUCUCGCAUCAAGAUCUCCAACCUACGCAGGAGCAGGACUUCGACGGCGGCGGCGUCGACGGAGACAGAGAAGCAGGAGGAGGACGACCUAAAGCUUUCCAAGUACAAGAAUGCGCCGGCGAAGGCGAAGCAGCUGUUGGGAGUUAUUGAGGAGAAAAAGCAGGAAGAGGGGGCCGAGGAUUGCAGUGACGUCUGGGACUUUAAAUGUACCGGCCUAGACCAUGACCCCAUGGCGCCCGAUGAGUAUGUUGGCUUGGGGUAUAGGAGGAGUCGGGAAUGAUUAAUGCCAGUGUUGGGGGAUUGGCUGCGGGUGAUAGUUCGUACGGGCAUGCAGCGUUUCAAUCGAUCGUUGGGGGUUGGGUAUUGGGCUCGUGGUCUUGCUUUUAUUGCUGUUUUGCGGGAUACUGUGUUUUUGUAUUCGGCUCGACGGGGGAGCGUGUGCGUAUGGCGUAUCCUAUGCGAUUGCCAGUAACCCGGGGAAAGUGGGGAUUCGUGCUCUAGAUAGGACAGUUACUCAUCACUAGACUCUCCAAUAUUUAGCUGGUUGAAACAGUUCACAUUCAGAUGGUGUCGUUGCCAGUUCAGUAAGGAAAAGAAGGUGUCAAGUCGUAGUUGGUUCAGGAAAGUACGAGGGGCUGCUCCGGGGUAAACUGGGUGAAACGCCAGUGCAGCCAGUGCAGCCUGUGUAGCCUGUGCAGCCUGUGCAGCUAUGGAAGUCCAAUGAGAGAGCACCGGGGGGUGAGAGUGGGGAUGCGUAG